AACGAACAGAGCAAAAAUCAGGAAGAAGAGAUAAAGAAGAGAGGAGAGAAGAGAAAGAGGGUUUUGUGGCUUGGACUAGAAAAUAUACAAACAUACCAUAUAUAUACAUACAUAUAUAUAAUAUAUAUAUAUAACCUAGUGGACUCAGACGAUUCUUUAGCCCUUGAACCUUCUUCCUCAGAAUCUGAGACUGCGACCUUAGGCUCAUCAUCUUUUUCUUCUUCUUAUUUCUCUGUACGAGGGGAUUCGUCAUUGGGAGCUUCUUAAGCUUGGUGGUUCUUCCGGAUCUUGCAUUUUGAUGAUCUUGUCCUGCUCAUCUCUCGUAAUGGCCCAUUCAAUGUAGCUUUAAGCUGUAUUCACUUUCACCAUCGGCAUUAUUACUGUCUCGUUACCGUUAAUUAGUAGGAAUCAUUGGGAAAAACUUCAAGUUGGGUUUAUUCUGUUUAAUGAUUUUUUGGGAAUUGGAUUUAUUACUAAUUCGAUCACCAGUGGCAUCGGAGUUUGGUGUCUCCUCGGGAGGGAAAAGUUCUUCUCCGCCGCCACCUCUGUCCCUGGCCGUGAAACCCUUCCUUGUCUUCUUUUCGCUUGAUGUCUCGUGAGUUGGACAGCCCUGUUCAGACUCAGAUGGCAGUAGCACUUUUUAAGAGCCCGCUUAGCACGGAGUAUCAUCAUGGGAGCCAGAGAAUCGAAGGAAAGCAGCCUGCUGGGAGGAGACGGGUUUUCGUCCAAACUGAAUCUGGGUGUGUCUUGGGGAUGGAAUUGGAUCGUUGUGACAAUGCUCAUACCGUUAAGAGGAGACUGCAGAUUGCUCUUAGUGUCCCUACUGAAGAGAGUUCGCUGACGUUUGGGGAUAUGGUGUUAAAUAACGAUCUUAGUGCCAUUCGAAAUGACUCCCCUCUUCUUCUUACUCGGAACCUUUUGCAUAGAAGCUCAUCCACUCCAUGUCUCUCACCUACGGGCAAGGAUCUACAGCAUAGAGAUAAGAGUGGUCCCAUUGAGAUAUUGGGGAAAUCAGAAGACAGAACUAAAGUAUUGGUCAAGGAUAUUGUGAAGGCUAUUAAGAUGGGGGUUGAUCCAAUUCCUGUCCAUAGCGGCUUGGGAGGUGCCUAUUAUUUCAGAAACUGCAAGGGCGAGAGUGUUGCUAUUGUGAAACCAACAGAUGAAGAACCUUUUGCACCAAAUAACCCGAAAGGAUUUGUUGGCAAAGCUCUUGGGCAACCUGGUCUGAAACUCUCUGUUCGGGUUGGAGAGACAGGGUUUAGAGAAGUUGCGGCUUACCUUCUUGAUAAGGGCCACUUUGCAAAUGUGCCUCCCACUGCAUUGGUGAAGAUCACUCAUUCAAUCUUUAAUGUAAAUGAUGGGGUAAAUGGGAACAAGUCUAACAAGAAGAAGCUGGUGAGCAAGAUUGCAUCUUUUCAACAGUUCAUAGAGCAUGAUUUCGAUGCCAGUGAUCAUGGGACUUCAAGUUUUCCAGUUGGUGCUGUGCAUCGUAUAGGGAUCUUAGACAUUAGGAUUCUAAACACUGACAGGCAUGCAGGGAAUCUUUUAGUUAGAAAACUUGAUGGUGUAGGACGAUUUGGUCAGGUGGAUCUCAUUCCUAUCGAUCAUGGUCUUUGCCUUCCUGAAACCUUGGAGGAUCCAUAUUUUGAGUGGAUUCAUUGGCCUCAGGCCUCAAUUCCAUUCACCGAUGAUGAACUUGAGUACAUAGAAAAACUUGAACCGCAGAAGGAUUGUGACAUGCUGAGGAGGGAGCUUCCCAUGAUUCGAGAAGCUUGUUUGAGGGUGUUGGUCCUUUGCACCAUUUUCCUCAAGGAAGCUGCUGCUUAUGGUCUCUGUCUUGCUGAGAUUGGUGAGAUGAUGAGUCGUGAGUUUCGGAGUGGUGAGGAGGAACCCAGUGAGCUUGAGGUCAUCUGUAUGGAGGCAAGGAGGAUAAUAGCAGAGAGGAUUAUAAUAGAAGAGGUUUUAUCCCCAAAGGCUGAUGUAAGGGAUGAGGAUUUCCAGUUUCCCAUAGACUACGGGGAAUGGGAUUUAGAUGCAAUGCCAAAAAUAAUUCCAGAUGAAUAUAUGAUCAAAUCACCUUUUCAAUUUGGAAAUGGAAGCGGGCAUGGACGAUCUCCACUCUUUAAACUGGAAGAAAGCAUAGAGGAGGAGGAGGAGGAGGAGGAGGAGAAAAGUGAUGACGAAGAUAAAAAUCUGUUUGCAAAUUUUCCACAUCUCGAGAAGAUCCCAAAUAUUUCUAACCUUUCAAUGUCGCUUAAGAGCACUAGUUUAAGCGAGAAAAACCAAAAAUACCCAAAAUAUGCGGGAUCAAAACCUGAAAAAGGAUACGUGUUGAAUACAUCAUCUGGUCACAGAAGUGCAAAUGAGCAGCUUCCAGCAAGCAUGAGCUUUGUGAAGUUAGCAGACAUGAGUGAUGAGAACUGGACGCUUUUCCUUGAGAAGUUUCAAGAUUUGCUGUACCCAGCAUUUGCAAAACGCAAGUUUGUGACCCUUGGCCAGAGGCAGAGACAGAGGCUUGGUACUUCGUGCCAGUUUUGAGUUUGAGGCACUACUAGUGUGUGGUAUAAUAGAAACUACUAAAGAUGCUGAAUAAGAUCUGUAGAUUUCUGGGAGUCGAGUAUUGGUAUAAAGUGUAGGUUUGGUUUAUGAGUGUUCUCCCUGGAAGUAGUGGGGGUUCGACAGCAGGAGGAUGUGUAAAUAUUCUUGGCAUCAGCUGAGCGAUGAGCUUAGUAGAUUUGAUGUAUUUCUUGGUUUACUUUUUGUUUUGUAUUUUUUCUUUCUUCGUUUUUAUCUUUCACCACUUGUGGAGUUGUUCGAUAAAUAAUUUGUAGAAUGAGAUUUGGAGAAAAAAAAAAUGAAAAUAUGUACAGUGAACUCUGUUAUUUUUCUUUCUUAUAUCCAUUUACGACUUGGCUUUUA
Molecule: messenger RNA, 2919 nt
Organism: Humulus lupulus (European hop)
Lineage: Eukaryota; Viridiplantae; Streptophyta; Magnoliopsida; Rosales; Cannabaceae
Product: phosphatidylinositol 4-kinase gamma 7-like
Exons: 2
Coding region: 589-2538 (649 amino acids)
Source: RefSeq, a predicted model, not a curated record